Messenger RNA from Lutra lutra (Eurasian river otter), 486 nucleotides. RefSeq names its product 60S ribosomal protein L23a. NCBI's taxonomy places the organism in Eukaryota, Metazoa, Chordata, Mammalia, Carnivora, Mustelidae. Gene Ontology annotation, biological process: translation; ribosomal large subunit assembly. The transcript has a single exon. The record is from RefSeq and is a predicted model, not a curated record. Gene Ontology annotation, cellular component: cytosolic large ribosomal subunit; ribosome. Gene Ontology annotation, molecular function: rRNA binding; structural constituent of ribosome. Bases 11 to 481 code for a protein of 156 amino acids.
UUUUACGAAGAUGGCGCCGAAAGCUAAGAAGGAAGCCCCUGCCCCUCCCAAAGCCGAAGCCAAAGCAAAGGCUUUGAAGGCCAAGAAAGCGGUGCUGAAAGGCGUCCACAGUCACAAAAAAAAGAAGAUCCGCACAUCACCUACGUUCCGACGACCCAAGACUCUGCGUCUCCGAAGGCAGCCCAAAUACCCUCGAAAGAGCGCCCCCAGGAGAAACAAGCUUGAUCACUAUGCCAUCAUCAAGUUCCCCCUGACUACUGAGUCAGCCAUGAAGAAAAUAGAAGACAACAACACACUCGUGUUCAUUGUGGAUGUCAAGGCCAACAAGCACCAGAUCAAACAGGCUGUGAAGAAGCUCUAUGACAUUGAUGUAGCCAAGGUCAACACCUUAAUCAGGCCUGAUGGAGAGAAGAAGGCAUACGUUCGGCUGGCCCCUGACUAUGAUGCUUUGGAUGUUGCCAACAAAAUUGGGAUCAUCUAAACUGA